Molecule: messenger RNA, 1389 nt
Organism: Falco peregrinus (peregrine falcon)
Lineage: Eukaryota; Metazoa; Chordata; Aves; Falconiformes; Falconidae
Gene: EBAG9
Product: estrogen receptor binding site associated antigen 9
Exons: 8
Coding region: 330-971 (213 amino acids)
Cellular component (GO): secretory granule
Source: RefSeq, a predicted model, not a curated record
GGCGGCGCGGGAGGCGGCGGCGAGGUGGUGCGCGCCUGGCUUUGAAUGAGGGGCGGCCGGCGAGCGCGGAGGCUGCGGGAGCGGCCGCCUCGGCCCCUGGCGCCCCGCGCCCCACGAAGAGCCCUUCCCCGCGAGGCAGGGCAGUAUUGGAGCAGCCUACCUAAUGAUCCACCUUCCUGACUCUUCCUAACUUAAAGCCUGGAACAUAAAAGGUGAUUUAAAUGCCAUAGCGUAUUUGAAAUCAAGCUGUCCUUCCAUGGAAUACUCAUGGCCUGAGGAAAUGUCACAGGGCUGCCUUCUCUUCUCACCGGGAGGAAGGGUUUCCCACCAUGGCCAUAACACAGUUUCGACUCUUUAAAAUCUGUACUUGCCUGGCAGCAGUGCUUUCUUUCAUUAAAAAGUUAAUAUGCAGGUCUGGAAGAGGGAGAAAGUUAAGUGGAGACCAAAUAACUUUGCCAACGACAGUGGAUUAUUCAUCUGUUCCUAAACAGCCUGAAGUGGAAGACUGGUCUUCGUGGGAUGAAGAUGCACCUACCAGUGUGAAGAUUGAGGGUGGCAAUGGUAAUGUGGCUGCUCAGCAAAAUCCUUUGGAACAAAUGGAACCUGAUUAUUUCAAAGAUAUGACACCAACCAUAAGAAAAACUCAAAAAAUAGUUAUUAAAAAACGAGAACCUCUAAAUUUUGGGAUUCCAGAGGGAAACACAGGAUUUUCUAGCAGAUUAGCAGCUACACAAGAUAUUCCUUUUAUUCACCAGUCUCCUGAACUGGGAGACUUGGAUACUUGGCAAGAAAAUACUAAUGCCUGGGAAGAAGAGGAAGAUGCUGCCUGGCAGGCAGAAGAAGUUCUUAGACAACAGAAGAUAGCAGAAAGGGAAAAAAGAGCAGCAGAACAACAACGAAAGAAAAUGGAAAAAGAGGCCCAAAGGCUAAUGAAAAAGGAACAAAAUAAAAUUGGUGUAAAACUGUCCUAACAGAAACCAGGCAUCAGUGGCAGUGCCAGUGAAAAAGAGAAUUUCAGCUCUACAACAUACAUAUUGGUAUUGAUUUCAGUAUUUCUAGGACUUGAAAACACUGGUUGGUUUCAAUGCAUUCUUCAGGUCAUCUUGGAAGCCAGGAUUCUCCCAAAAUACCUUGAACUACAAGUAGGUGGUUCUUAAAGGAGAGAAAAAACCCCACAGAAAACCAUGCCUUGAUGGAAUGAUGUUUCCUGCAAUAGUUCUAUUCCAGCACCCUUCUUUGCAGCAAAAGUGAUUGAACAAGGAUGUUGAUUGAAAGACACUCUUAAUGAACAGUUCAAGCCUACAGAAAAGAAUGUAAAUAUUCAGUGGUGGGAAAUCUACUGUAUUGUCUGUGCUUACCUGAAACAUGUAAUUAAAUAGUUUUAAAGAA